AAAUCCAUCCGCCGUGUCCCUCCCUCCUCCCGUCACCUCAAAGCCUCACAAGCCCCCACCACCUUCUCGUUUUCUCUCCAAACGCCCGGCCAUGAGCUCCCGCGACAUCGCCACUGCCGGCGGCAUUUUCCACGUCUACGAGCACCUGCCGAUGACGGCUUCCACUGCGUGGGCACCCGCGGCAGGCGCCGACGCCGGCGGCGGCGGCCUAUUGUUGUCGUCCCCCGCGCCGAGCAAGAAGAGCGUCAAGGACCGGCACAGCAAGGUGAACGGCCGCGGGCGGCGCGUGCGCAUGCCGAUCGUGUGCGCGGCGCGCGUGUUCCAGCUGACGCGCGAGCUGGGGCUCAAGUCCGACGGCCAGACCAUCGAGUGGCUGCUGCGGCAGGCGGAGCCCUCCAUCGUCGCCGCCACGGGCUCCGGCACCACCCCCGCCGCCUUCGUCUCCUCCUCCGCGCCCUCCACCUCUUCCUCGUCACGUCACGGCACCCUCCUCGGCAAGCGCCCGCGCCAGGAUUUCGACGGCGCGUCGUCGGCGUUCUGGGCGUCGGCGCUGCCGCGGCAGGCGGACGCGUGGGGCUUCUCGCCGCUGGAGACCCAGGCGGCGGAGUCGUACAUGCCGAUGGCGCACCACCUCAACCUCGUCGCCGCGCUCUCCGGAGCCGCCAGGCGCGCCGAGGAGGAGACACGCUGACUGGCUCGAGAGCUGUUUGGCGCACGUCCUACGACGUAGUACGCGGCCAUUAGGGCGGUGUCCUGGUGUUUCUGGUUGUGUUUUUUUGGCAGUGUUCUUGAUUAAUCGGAGAGUAGCUAGGAGUGUGCUUCCCUGCGUGUUGAUCGUCGUGUGUUCUUCUGCAGUUUAAUUGGUGAAGAUUUGCUGUGGUACUAAGAACUAACUGUAAAUACGAGUCCUUUAGAUCUUGCGUUCCAGAUUUCCGGCCAGCUCCAUAAGUUAGUAACUGGGAGUACUACUGUAUAUGGAUAUUUGCUGUUUGCUGUAAGUAGAUUGUGUAAUGCGACUCCCCAAAAUGAACCUCGUCUGCAUGA
This is a messenger RNA of Brachypodium distachyon (stiff brome), 1044 nucleotides long. RefSeq names its product transcription factor TCP7. Lineage: Eukaryota; Viridiplantae; Streptophyta; Magnoliopsida; Poales; Poaceae. The record is from RefSeq and is a predicted model, not a curated record. Gene Ontology annotation, cellular component: nucleus. Gene Ontology annotation, molecular function: sequence-specific DNA binding; DNA-binding transcription factor activity. Bases 92 to 691 code for a protein of 199 amino acids. The transcript has a single exon.